AUGUCGUUGGAAAGUAAUGGCCCAGCUUCCAAAAGAAGAAAGGUUUUGGAACCAUCGAAAUUCAGGCCAGGAUUUAUUAGAAAAGUUAGAGUAUGGAACUUCACUACAUAUUCAUACACCGAAUUCAAUCUCUCCUCAACUUUGAAUAUGAUCAUUGGUCCCAAUGGGAGUGGGAAGAGUACUUUGGUUGCAUCAAUAUGCAUUGGGCUUGCUGGUAGUAUCAAUUUAAUCAAACGUAAAAACUUGAAAUCGAUGAUUAAAACCGGUCAAGAAAAAUCGUCUGUGGAGAUUACAAUUGAAAAUUAUGAAGGCCAAUCACCUCUAGUGGUUAAAAGAGAGUUUACUGCCAAGGAAUCAAAUUGGACAGUUAACAACAAGCGGUCUACUGAAGCAAAAGUCAAGGAUAUAAGAGCCAAAUUCAAUAUUCAACUUGACAACCUUUGUCAUUUUUUGCCACAAGAAAGAGUAGCAGAAUUUGCAGGGCUAUCCCCAGAGAAAUUGUUGAUGGAAACAGAACGUACUCUUGGUGAUGGUCAUUUAUUGGUGAUGCACGAAGAUUUGAUUAGUAAGGAUAAUGAAAGUCAGCAAUUGGGCAACAAGAUCAAGGACAUCGAAGGGAGACUAGCAAAAUUACACGAAGAUAGAUCCAAAUUGGAAGAAGAAGCACGGAAAUUAGAGGAAUACGAUAAAAAGUCUCAAGAAGUUGAUAACCAUCGUCUUUUGAUUCCUUAUGCAAAGUACCAGGACUUGAAAAAUCAAAGAACUCAUCUUAAACGAUUGAGAGACGAAGCCAAACACAAGCUUCGUACUUUCCAAGCAAAUUUUAAACCAUUGGAAAACGACAUUACCAAUGCUGAAAAGUCAAUUAAUGACGAAUCAGAGAAAUAUUCAGAGCUAAAGAACUCCCUCAAACAAACUCUCAAUGAAAUAAACAAGCACAAGAACACACAAAAACAAGUUACCACUGAAAUAAGUGAAUUAAGAGCAAAUUUAAAGUCAUACCAAACAAGAGCGGAGCAGAAAAAGAAAGAACUACAAGAAAUCAAGAAGGAGAUAGCAGAAUUACAGGAAAAACAGAAAGGUUUACCUCAAGUUGACCAAGAAGAGAUCCAGAAUUUGACUUCUGAGUUGACAAGUAAAAGACACGAGUUGAGGGAUUUAGAGGAACAACUUCAAGAGGUGAACAGCCAAAGAAACGAAAUAGGUAGAGAAUUAACGCACUUGACGGAGCAGUUAAGGGGGGCUGAAAAGAGACUUCUGACUAAAGAUAAAUUGGAUAUGUUGGUGAGUGACUCUAGACAGAAUGGGAGAUCUUAUAGACUUCGUGAUGAAGCUUUCGAAGUGCACAAAAGAUUACGAAAUGAGCCUGAAUAUGAAGGGAGAUAUUUUGAGGCACCAGUAAUAUCAUGUAAUGUCCCUGACAGAAAUUAUGCUGCUGCUGCUGAAAAAAUCAUUGACAACAAUACAUUGUUUGCAUUUACUGUCACUACACAGAGCGAUUUUGAUUUCCUUAGUAAGUUUUCGCAGCACACCAAUACCAACACGCCUUUGAGAUUGGUGAAUUCAGUAGUUAGCUCAACACACGAGUACAACAAACAACAAUUAAGAGAAUUUGGGUUUGAAGGUUAUUUGUCGGACUAUAUUGUUGGCCCCAAAGAAGUUUUAUCAAUGCUUUACAGCACCUCCAAAAUUCACACAAUCCCAGUCAGUAAACACCAAUUAUCUAGUGAGCAAGUAAGAAGAUUAACCAAUAUUUCUGGUAAUGACAGAUUGCCAUUUACAAAGUUUGUUGCAGGUGAUACGUUAUAUAACAUUCAAAGAUCCAAGUAUGGAACUCAACAGGCAUUUUAUAUUACAGAGAAAAUUGGCAGAUCACAAUAUUUUGGAGUUCAAGGGUUGUCACAAGAAGCAAAAGAUGCAAUUAACGAAGAAAUUUCCAAAUUUAGGGAGAGGAUCGAGCAAAAAAAGCGAGCCUAUGAAGGACACAGAAACAGCAUUGAUAGUUUCAAUGAACGUUUGACGGAAAUUAAACAUCACAUGCAAGACAUUAAGCGGAAACAGCAGGAAUUACAAGAGGCGUCGAGACGUGCAGGACAGCUUCAAACAAAGAUAGAGUUGAAAAAAGAAAGAGAACAGAAAUUAGAGAAGGAUUCCAAAAGAGAUUAUUCACUGAAAAUCAGAAUGUUUGAACAGAAAAUUGAUGAGAAAUAUUUAGCUUCUGGUCAAACAUUUGCUUCUUUGUCCAAUUGUGUUUUAGAACUUGCACAUAAAGAAAAUCAAAUGAAGUUGAAAAAAUUGGAAAUUAUUGGGUAUAAAAAUAAGAAGCUCACAGCUGAAAGUUUACUUGAUGAAUUAGGAGCAAGGCAGGAGAAGUUGAAGAAUGACUACAACAGAUACAAAAGAGAAUAUGAUGAAAUCAAGCAAAGUGAGGCAUUUAAAGAAAUAGAAAGACAAAACGAAGCUUAUACAGACGAGGAACGUUCUAGACUUGCUGAUUUGGCCCAAGUGUAUGUUGAAAAUGGCACAUUCACAGAAGCUACGAUCCGUCUGAAAAUAGACUUGUUAGAGGACGAGUUGUCGCUUUUGACAACUGCUGAUAGAGGAUCAAUAGAUGCGUUAAAACAGAAAUUACAGGAUAUACAGCUAGCAGAGACAAACUUGCCUUUGCUCCAAACGGAGAAGGAAAGAUUGGAUAAUAGAAUAAAAGGUAUUCAAGAAGAAUACGAAGGAGAGCUAACGCUGUUGGUUAACAAAAUAUCGUUGGCGUUUAAUAAACGAUUUACCAAAGUGGCUAGUGAUGGAAGGGUUCAAUUAGCCAAACUGGAACGGUUCAAAGAUUGGAAAUUGCAAAUUCUUGUUAAAUUCAGACAGGAAUCAGAAUUGAAAGUUUUAGAUCAUCAGUCUCAAUCCGGAGGUGAGAGAGCAGUUUCAACAAUUUUUUUCAUUAUGUCUUUACAAGGUUUAACCGAUGCACCAUUUAGAAUUGUUGAUGAAAUCAACCAAGGUAUGGAUCCAAAGAACGAACAGAUGGCACAUCGUUACUUAGUCCACACUGCCUGUCAAAAUAGCAAAUCUCAGUAUUUUUUGGUAACACCCAAAUUGUUAACUGGUUUAUACUACCAUCCAGAUAUGGUAGUACAUUGUAUAUUUACUGGGCCAUAUAUCACUGAUAAUGAAGAGAAACGUGAUAAUAGUAUUGGCUUGUUGGAUUUUGCCGUAUAG
Messenger RNA from Candida dubliniensis CD36, 3222 nucleotides. It is a transcript of the gene SMC5, whose product is annotated as DNA repair ATPase. The coding region runs from base 1 to 3222 and encodes 1073 amino acids. Lineage: Eukaryota; Fungi; Ascomycota; Pichiomycetes; Serinales; Debaryomycetaceae. The transcript has a single exon. Gene Ontology annotation, biological process: double-strand break repair via homologous recombination. Gene Ontology annotation, cellular component: Smc5-Smc6 complex. The record is from RefSeq and is a predicted model, not a curated record. Gene Ontology annotation, molecular function: ATP hydrolysis activity; ATP binding.